This is a messenger RNA of Pogoniulus pusillus (Red-fronted tinkerbird), 3030 nucleotides long. RefSeq names its product alanine aminotransferase 1-like. Gene Ontology annotation, biological process: biosynthetic process. The record is from RefSeq and is a predicted model, not a curated record. The coding region runs from base 104 to 1687 and encodes 527 amino acids. Gene Ontology annotation, molecular function: L-alanine:2-oxoglutarate transaminase activity; pyridoxal phosphate binding. Lineage: Eukaryota; Metazoa; Chordata; Aves; Piciformes; Lybiidae. The transcript has 12 exons.
ACCUCCUGGUGGCGUUGCAGGACGUCAGGGGGGCGCCAGGAAGCUGUCCAAGGGGCCACAUUUGCCCUUGGCCACCACCCAAGUUCCAGCUCCUGGCCUGGCCAUGGCAGCAGUUGGCACCUCAGGGGACACCAGCAGCUCCCCCUUGGCUCCAGUGAACCCCGGUAGAUGGCACCCAGCAGUGUCCCCACUGCAGACUCUGCUGAAGCGGGCCACCGCCAUUGAGGAGGAGCUAGCCCAGGGCCAGAAGAAGCCCUUCGCUGAGGUCACCCACUGCUAUUCUGGGGAUGCAGCUGCUGCUGGCCACCAGCCCCUCACCAUCCUCCAGCAGGUGGCUGCCAUCUGUGCCUACCCUGAGCUGUUGGCUACUGAGGACAUGCCAGUGGAGGUCAAGUGCCGUGCGGGCCAGAUCCUGCGGCACCUGCAGGGUGGUAGCCCAGGGGCCUACAACCUGGAGUAUGUCGUGGGCCGGGUGGCCCUGACGGCGGCCCAGUACCUGGAACGAAGGGACAGGGGUGUCCCCAGUGACCCCCGCUGCAUCGUCCCCUGCAGUGGCACUGCAGCUGCCCUGGUGGACACGAUAACACUGUUGGUGGACGUGACCUCACCAUGUCCAACCGGGGUGCUGGUGCCAGUGCCAGGUCCCCCAGUCCACGCCGGGGCCGCGGCACUGGCAGGGGCAGUGGCUGUGCCAUACCAGCUGGCUGAGGAGCGCGGCUGGGCCGUGGACGUGGACAUGGUGAGGCAGGAGCUGCGGCGGGCACAGGCCAGGUGCCAUCCCAAGGUGCUCUGCGUGGUCAACCCCGGUGACCCCACAGGGCACGUGCUGAGCCGGCAGAACAUGGUGGACAUCAUCCAGCUGGUGGCUGAGGAGAACCUCCUGCUGCUGGCAGAUGAGACAGAGCAGGACCGAGCCUUCGACCCUGACCACCCCUUCGUGUCCUUCAAGAGGGUGCUGUGGGAGAUGGGUGCCCCCUUCUCCUCCACCAUCCAGCUUGUCUCCUUCUACUCCCUCUCCAAGGCACUUGGGGGAGGUGGCUUACGAGCAGGUUUCUUCGAGUUGGUGAACAUUGACCCAAGCCUCCUCAAGUGCUUCUACACCUGGGGGUUGUCUAUCUACCCCUGCAUCCUGGGCCAGGUGAUGCUGGAGACAGCCCUGGAGCUCCCACUGCCCACCGAGGCUCCCUGCCCUGGCUGGGAGGAGCAGCGGCAGGGGCUGUGCCGUCACCUGGCCCACCAGUGGCAGCUGCUGCAGGAGGUGCUGGGCCAGGGGUCCCUCUGCUGCCAGCCUGGCCAGGGGGGUGCCCGCGCCUGCCCCCCGGCUCCAGCUGCCACCCCCGUGCCCUGCGCCAGGCACAGGAGCUCGGCCUGGAGCCCGACGUCUUCUUCUGCCAGCAGCUGCUGGAGGCCACCGGGGUGCUGCUGGCCCCAGGCAGCGAGUUUGGGCAGCCCGAGGGCACCUACCACGUGGUGGUGUCACUGCUGCCACCAGCCACCACACUGGAGCGGGUUCUUCUGGCUCUCUCCUCCUUCUACACCACCUUCAUCCAAGACUUCUCCUGAGUGGGGGGGGGUCACCCCAGCCCCGUGUCACCCCUCAAUCCCAUUAAAGCCCCUGUCAAUGCCACCAUGCCCCUUGGUGGACCCAUGUCACAAGUGUGUGGGAGUCUCGACCCAACCCUGGUGAGGUAGAAGAAGACAGCCAUGGGUGGUCAGCCUAGCUGGUCACUAACCUUUUAUCAAUGGAGUAAACAUUGUGGGCUCCCCCCAAGCCCUGCUGCCUCCUGAGGGAACAUGGAGACAGCAGGGUGGGGGGACACCAGCCCCACGACAUGAGGAGCCCUCAUGUCCAACCCAAAAGGCAUGAAGAGGUUAAAGGCACUUGAAGACCACCAAGAACAUCCCAGGGCAGAGGUCCAGCCAGUAGCACUCAGGGCUUGGUGGGGGAGCUGGGGAGUGCUGGGGAAGUGCUGGUGGGUGGGGGGCGUUGGUGUUAGGAGAACUCCUUGACAAACUUGGUGUAGAAGCUGCUGAGCUUCUCCAGCAGGACCUGGAGCUUCUCAGUAGGUGGCAGGAUGGUCAUCCUAGGGGUGCAGGAAGGAGAUAGGACCAGGGUUGCAUCAGGGAACACCACCUUGAGCCACAUAUCUCUAUCUGAGACCCCAAACAAGCCCCUCACCACCUUACACCAAACCCAUGGAGCACCCAAGACCUUCUCUCUGCUCCACCAGGCCUUGGUCCCUCCUACCACCCCCAGGUGAAGACAGAGGUCUCGGAACUGGGAGUCCUGCCCUGUAUCUCCAUCUGGGACCUACAAGUUCCUCACCAUCCUUCACUCAACGCAGGCAGCACCUAAGUCCUCCGUGUUCCUCCAGAUCCAGAACUUGCACCCUUCCACCAUUCCCAGUUUGAGGCCAAGGCUCUGGGGCUGGGUAGCCAGCCCCAUAUCUCCACCCAGGAGCCUCAACCCCACCCCUGCCCCAGCACCCACCGGAAGUGAAAGGUGCCCUCUCGCUGCCCAAAGCCGCUGCCUGGCACCACGCAGAUCCCUGUCUCCUCCAGCAGCUUAAUGCAGAAGAACAUGUCCGGGGCUUGGCCUUGCGCCUGCAGGAUGUGGUCAGGCUCAGCACCACCACCAGGUGACCUGAGUGGCUUCUGUGGGGCUUGGACCCAUGGCUGGGGCUGAGCUCAACGCCGCAUGGCAUGGAGGACAUUGUGGAACACCUGCUGGGACUCGUCUUGGCCAACCUUAUGGACAGCAGGAUGGAUCUUGGCCAGCCUCACAGCACCCAGGUCUCAUCCUGACCAGCUGCAUGGGCACCAGGAUCGAUCCCACUCAACCCAAUGGGCCCAGGUCUCACCCUGACCAGCCCCAUGGCCACCAGGGAUGGAUCCCACUAAGGCCUGUGACCACCAUGUCACCCAACCUGACGAUCCCAGAGAUGGAUCCCACCAAGCCCCCUGGCUCUCGGGAUCUCACCCAACCUGUUUGCCCAAGGAAUAAAUCCCACCGAGUGCCAUGGCCCCAGG